Molecule: messenger RNA, 675 nt
Organism: Aspergillus saccharolyticus JOP 1030-1
Lineage: Eukaryota; Fungi; Ascomycota; Eurotiomycetes; Eurotiales; Aspergillaceae
Product: putative ubiquitin conjugating enzyme (UbcC)
Exons: 3
Coding region: 1-675 (224 amino acids)
Biological process (GO): proteasome-mediated ubiquitin-dependent protein catabolic process; protein polyubiquitination
Molecular function (GO): ubiquitin conjugating enzyme activity
Source: RefSeq, a predicted model, not a curated record
AUGGUGGAACGCAUCUUAAUGAACGAAUACAAGUCGUUGUUGAAGGAGCCUUGGGUCAAUAUCGAAAUCGAUGAACAGAACAUUCUAAACUGGAACGUGGGCUUGAUCGUCCUCAACCCAGACUCUCUCUACUAUGGCGGCUACCUCAAAGCUUCGAUGAAGUUCCCCAGUAAUUACCCUUAUUCGCCUCCAGAGUUCCGAUUCCUCCGCCCACUGUACCACCCGAACAUUUAUAAAGAUGGCAAACUCUGCAUCUCUAUUCUUCACGCGCCCGGCGAGGACGAAAUGUCGGGCGAGCUCGCCUCAGAGCGGUGGUCACCCGCUCAGCGAGUCGAAUCCGUUCUCAUCUCCAUUCUAUCCCUACUCGACGACGCAGAAAUCUCCUCGCCCGCCAACGUGGAUGCGUCCGUGAUGCUCCGCAAGAAUCCCGAACACUACAAAUCAAUAGUCCAACAGCACGUGGAGGACUCCAAGAGGGACAUUCCCGAGGGAUUUAUCAUGCCCACCCACCUCACGACGUCGCCGGCCAAGGUCAUCGAGAAGGACGACUCGGACUUCUGGGCUGAGAGCGACGUCGACGAUGAUGUUUUUGGGGGCAGCGACUCCGACGAAGAUUUGGAUGUGGAUGACGACGAGGACCAGGAAACAGGCAGUGAAGACGAGGAGCAAGCCUGA